This is a messenger RNA of Cygnus atratus (black swan), 866 nucleotides long. It is a transcript of the gene TMEM218, whose product is annotated as transmembrane protein 218. The transcript has 3 exons. The record is from RefSeq and is a predicted model, not a curated record. Bases 26 to 391 code for a protein of 121 amino acids. Lineage: Eukaryota; Metazoa; Chordata; Aves; Anseriformes; Anatidae.
UAGGCAGAAGCGGCGGCGGGGCAGCAUGGCGGGGCUGGUGCUGGGCGCGGGGCCCGGCGCGCUGCUGCUGGCGGCGCUCUGGGCGCUGGCGCUGCUGCUCUGCUUGGCGCUCGCCCGCGCUCCCGGUGCCGCCAGGCUGGCCGCGCUGCCGGUGCCGCUGGGCGCCGCGCUGCUCAGCGCCGCGCUGCUGCUGUACCCGCGGGAGGAGGAGGAGGAGGAGGAAGGCGCGGGGCCGCCCCCCGGCACCGAGAUCGUGGACAGCUUCUUCAUCAGCCGCCUCAUCCUCCUGGCUGUGAUGGCCCUGGUCUUCCUCGGGUGCCUGUUCCUUCUGCUGCUUCAUCACCUCGCAGAGCCGGUGUACGCCAAGCUGCUGCGCAGCAGCUGGAGGUGAGGCCACCAGCGCAGAUGCCGCGUCAGGUGGUGGCAGAUAAGCCCUGGCACUGGAGAGCAGAAACGGUGUGAGAAACCUUUCCAGGGUAGGACAGUAGCAGGUCUGGGUGGCAGCCAGCUGCGGGACGCAGCACUGAGCGGUCUUCUCAAUUUCCCUCUGCUUUCAGCCUAAACGGGGAAACGCAGAAGGUAAAGAGAACUGAACUCAGAGAUCCAGCCAGUUUCUGCCUGAACAAUGGAUUUGUGAGGCCUGGGGUGGUUUUGGUCAAUAUUUUUUAACUCCUUGUUGGCCUUUCAAUACUUUUCAAGAGAACUUAGGAUUUGGGGUUCUUUGCUUUGUUUUAUUUUGGUAGCAUGGAAGAGGAAAUCCAAUUUUCAUGGCAAUAAAAUAGGAGACUGGUGGGGAGUUAGUGAGUCAAUAUCCACAAGUUGUUUUGUUACUGUUCUUUUUUAAUGUUAAGACUAAUAAAACUUUC